Messenger RNA from Pezoporus flaviventris, 5070 nucleotides. RefSeq names its product G protein-coupled receptor class C group 6 member A (gene GPRC6A). Lineage: Eukaryota; Metazoa; Chordata; Aves; Psittaciformes; Psittacidae. Gene Ontology annotation, cellular component: membrane. Gene Ontology annotation, molecular function: G protein-coupled receptor activity. The record is from RefSeq and is a predicted model, not a curated record. The coding region runs from base 353 to 3136 and encodes 927 amino acids. The transcript is spliced from 6 exons. Gene Ontology annotation, biological process: G protein-coupled receptor signaling pathway.
CUUCACACCUACACUCAAUUGGAAGGAAUUCAAGACAAACCCAAAUUUAUACCGAAAUAUUUGCCAUGUGUUUUAGGUAUAAUAAACUCUGAACACAGCAGAAAAGAUUUUAUGUCCAACACUUCCUGCAACCUCACAUGCUAUGUGACAGCAUUGCUUCAGUACCUUCAGCAAAAUAGCCUCAGCCAGUGAAGCAAAUACAAGCACCUCAAGAGGCGUGGCUAACUUUCAAGCGCAGCCUUUUUCCUUUGCUGUUUUUUUUCUUUUUUUUAUAGGUGACAUAGGAGCCCUUGUUGGCCCUGCAGUUAACUUAAUAGACUUGAAGCUGAUAGAGAGCAAGUGAAACAGAAACAUGGCAUUUGUUAGAUUUUUGAUCCCCUUCUUUAUGAUCGGCACUGAUACCGCUUUCUCUUGCCGGAAUACUGAUGACUUUGUGGGAGCCAGUUCUCCGGGGGACAUUGUUAUUGGAGGUUUGUUUGCAGUUCAUAGUGAAAUGAUGCAUCCAGAAGAACAUCCCAUCAAGCCAGUCAUUCAGAAUUGCGCUGGCUUUGAAAUUCAAAUUUUUCUUCAGACACUUGCAAUGAUACAUGCUAUAGAGAUUAUCAACAACUCAACGCUGCUCCCCGGAGUUACUCUGGGCUAUGAAAUCUAUGACACAUGUGCAGAAGUUACAAAAGCCAUGGCAUCUGCUCUGAGGUUUCUGUCUAAAUUCAAUUCUUCUGAUGAUGUUGUGGAGUUCAAGUGUAACUACUCAGACUACAUCCCAAGAAUUAAGGCUGUCACUGGAGCCACCUACUCAGAGGUGUCGAUGGCAGUUUCAAGGCUGUUGGCUUUGCAACUAAUCCCACAGGUCAGUCCUGCAUCAUCAGCUGAAAUCCUCAGUGACAAAAUCCGGUUUCCUUCUUUCUUCAGGACUAUCCCCAGUGAUUUUCAUCAGACAAGAGCAAUGGCCCACUUGAUCUGUGAGUCGGGGUGGAAUUGGAUUGGAGUAAUAGCCACUGAUGAUGACAAUGGGCGGUUCGCUGUGGAGAGCUUUGGAGUCCAGGCCAUGGCAAACAAUGUUUGCAUAGCUUUUAAAGAAAUGCUGCCUGCCUACCUCUCUGACAAUACCUUUCACACCAAAGUUGAUCAUGCAGUUGACAAGAUUGUCAAGGAAACCAGAGUAAAUGUUAUUGUUGUCUUUAUGAGACAGUUCCACGUGCUCAAACUAUUUAAGAAGGCAAUUGAGAGGAACGUAAAUAAAAUCUGGAUUGCAAGUGAUAACUGGUCAUCUGCAGUCAAAAUCAGUACAAUUCCCAAUAUCAGACAGCUGGGAACCAUUGUGGGAUUUGGAUUUAAAAGCAGAGACAUCUCUGCUUUUCAAGACUUUCUAAGAAACCUUCAUGAAAUGCCCACUGACAACAACAAGUUUUUACGUGAAUAUAUUAUGCUUUUGUCAGUCUGUGCACACCUGGAAUAUUAUGAUUUUCAAGCAUGCAUUUCAAGCCAGUCCCAGGAUGAUCUACUGCAAAAUGUUGAGAACAAACAUCAGAUCUGGAAAGAUGAUUUUUUGAAUGCUAACAUUGAACCAGGAUUUAUCCAUAGUACUGUAAUUGCAGUCUAUACCAUUGCUUACGCCAUUAAAGGGCUAUGCAAAACCAGAAACUGCAAGGAUCCCUCUGCCUUCACUCCCUGGGAGCUCCUUGAAGAACUGAAAAAUGUUACAGUCAUUUAUGAUGAUAAAGAAAUCAAGUUUGACUCCAACGGAGACAUGAGCACCAGUUAUGAUGUAUUUCUUUGGAAAGAAAUUGAUGGCCACAUGAAAAUCACCACUAUGGCAGAAUAUGACCCAGGGAAAGGCGACUUUAUCUUUGAGGAUGAAGAGAAAAAAAAGGCAUUUCUGGAUUUAAAGAAGGUUCAAUCAACAUGCUCCCAGCACUGCACACCAGGGCAGAUGAAAAAGGUUACAGGAAGUCCACACACAUGCUGCUAUGAGUGUGUUUACUGCCCAGAAAACCAUUACAGCAAUCAAACAGAUAUGGAUUACUGCUACCAAUGUGACAACAAAACCUACUGGGCUCCCAUCAACAGUAGUACAUGCUACAGCAAGACAAUCCAUUUCCUCGCAUGGACUGACUGGUUUGCUAUUUUCCUCCUCCUCCUCUCUGCUUUUGGGGUUGUGUUGGUUUUGUCAAUUAGUGUAAUAUUCACUAAGAACUUGAACACGCCAGUUGUAAAAGCAUCUGGAGGUCUAACUGUCUGCUACGUUAUUCUCUUCAGCCACUUCUUAAUUUUUUUAAGCACCACCUUCUUCAUAGAUGAACCCACAGAAUUCAAGUGUAAAACUAGGCAAGCCUUCUUUGGCAUAAGUUUUACACUCUGCAUUUCAUGCAUUUUAAUCAAGUCACUAAAAAUUUUACUAGCCUUCAGCUUUGAUCCCAAGCUGCAGAAUUUCCUGAAAUGUAUGUAUAAACCUGUUCCCAUUGUGGUCACCUGCACUGGAAUUCAAGUUGUCAUUUGCACCUUCUGGCUGAUAUUUAGGACACCUUUUGUAAAGCAGAAUUUCUCAAUCUCAAGAGCAAUAAUUCUGGAGUGCAAUGAGGGCUCUGUUUUGGCUUUUGGGAUUAUGUUGGGCUACAUCGCUGCCCUAGCCUUCAUUUGCUUCAUAUUUGCCUUUAAAGGUAGGAAGUUGCCAGAGAACUACAAUGAAGCUAAAUUUAUCACCUUUGGCAUGCUAAUUUACUUUAUAGCAUGGAUUGUCUUUAUCCCUGUCUAUGCAACUACAUUUGGCAAAUAUCUGCCAGCAGUGGAAAUCAUCGUUGUUUUAAUAUCCAAUUAUGGAAUUCUCUGCUGCACGUUUCUUCCAAAGUGCUAUAUCAUCAUUUACAAGCAAGAAACAAACACAAAAUCUGCCUUUCUCAAAAUGAUUUACACAUAUUCCUCCAAGAGUGCAAGCAGUGUUGCUGUUAGUCAGAUUUCUUUGGAUUCAAAGUCUUCCAGCUCCCGAGGUACUGUCUCAGACUCAUGUAAAUCUCAGCAAAAUUCUGUGAAUGGAAAUGGCCAUUUCCAAGUGCCUGGGCAGACACUAAUAAAAGGGAAGGCUCUUCCUAAAAAUACUGUAAGGACUAUGGCCAGGAAAAGACUCUCCAGCAUAUGACGGGUCAGCGUUAUAGUACUUGAAGAUGAAAAGCCAUUUUAGGGAGCCAUUUCUCUUUCAGGUCUCUUUCCUUUUGCCAUACCCAAGGAAAUCAGGCCACACAAAAUGCCUCCUCCCCUGGUACUUAAGCAGUUAUCCAUUACCAGGUUUGAAAGGUUUUCCUGGCUCACACAGUCCAGCCUUGUGGCUUGCCUUGCCUUGUGGGCAUCAUGAGGUGCAGUCCCCUUCAGCAGCUCCCUUUUUUUACCCUGGCUGCUCACGUAGGCCUGCAGGAACCUCUUUCGCAAUCUCACUUCCCUGAGUGGGGCAGAAGCAUCAGGAAAUUAUGAUUUCUCACAGGCAUGUAGGUGGGAUGAUAUGGGUUUACCCCAAUUUUUUGGCAUCUCUGAUGCCCAAUUGUUUAAAGAGCUCUUCUCACCUCACUCUGUCUUACAGAUCAAACAGAACCCUCUUCCAGCCUUUGUUUGCUCCAGUAAACAAGCCCAGUCCUUUAGUCUCCACCUUUAAGAUAGGCUUUCCAUUCUCCUGAAUAUCCCAAAGUAACCCUUUUCACCUGGUAUCAGUGAAUCCUUUUUUUUUCUCCCCAAAAUUGCACGUCUUAUUCCAGAUGAGUGCUGCAGUAACUCUCAAAGUUCCUUGUAUUUACCAGGAUGAUAACCGACCAGAGACUGGCCUAUCUAAAAAUCUAAGAACUUCUCUGGAGUUCUGUAGUUACCCGUAUGUUCAUCUACUUUUUUCCUCAUACUCAAAGAAAUACAUUGAUUCACCUCAUGCACCUCCUCUGAUCAUGAGGAGAGACAACCCACUAUGUUUGUCCCCUGAGCUGAGGAUCUAAUGUCAGUAUGUGAUGUCAAAAUUUAUAAACACUACUUGUUUCCUUUCAGUAGCAUAAAUAAUGUAAUGACAAGGAUCAGCAUGAGCACAUCCUUGGAAUUACAACUUUUUCAUACGUAUUUUAAAAAUCUGAUUUUCAACAAGAAAACGACAAUGCACCAUUCCAGUAAGCAGAAAUAGCACAAGAAUGAACUGACAUGAGCUGUGCUGGAUGAGUCUCUGCUCCACCAGUGCAGCUACGCUGUGCCUUCUGUAUGAGAGGAACAGAAAGGAACGUUCCGAAGAGGAGGAACUUUUCUGACAGGACAAAAGGAAUUUAGAGCUUUUUCAAGCCCUAAACAGUGGAGCUAUGUUGUCAAUCCAGGACCGUGAAAAAUAUUUUUCCGUGUUUAUAAAGCCAGACCAUAGAAACUUUGCUAUAUUAACCUCUGUGCCAUGUUCCUGGGAAAAAAUACUAAAUCCCUUGAGUUUCGUCCAUGCUUCUGUUUAGAUUUGGAAUAACUGGAUGUUGUGCAGGCCAUAAUAAAGUUCAGUAGGUUUGGUGUUAUACAGGCAUAUUGUAUUAUUGUUAUGUACAGCAUAUCUAUUUUUCUAUCAUUUCUAUUUAUAUAUUGUAACCUUUAUCUAUAUGUUUUUUCUACUCAUUUUUUUUUUAAAUAGCCAUGAAUCACAUUUCAACAAUGGACACAGGCAAUUAAAUCAUUGUGAUGUGUAGAUUAUAUAUAUAUAUACACCAUGUAUCUGUGACGCCAUUUUUAAAGUCAUUUGAAUGGCUAGUGUGCAACUUACACACUUGAGUAAUUAUGUAAGUUCUGUAGAUGAUUGGAAGAAUGGAGGUUUAUGCACAUUUAUUUCUAUGAUGAAUGCUGCUCAUACAUCAGUUGUUGCAAAUACUGUUCUGAAUGUGACGGUGUGCACAAUAAGGUUAAAAUUCCUGCAAUUUGGCUGCCAAUGCAGCAAGUCUCUCCCUAGAAGAAAGACGCAUAGCUUUCUCUGCGCAAUGACUGUCAGCACUCAGCUGGUUAGGAAAGUUCAUUUGGCUUGAACAUUUUGCAUGUAUUUAUUGUUUUCAAAAGGGUUGAACAUACCAUGUAUUGAAG